Messenger RNA from Antechinus flavipes (yellow-footed antechinus), 4119 nucleotides. RefSeq names its product solute carrier family 26 member 11 (gene SLC26A11). The transcript has 16 exons. NCBI's taxonomy places the organism in Eukaryota, Metazoa, Chordata, Mammalia, Dasyuromorphia, Dasyuridae. Gene Ontology annotation, molecular function: sulfate transmembrane transporter activity. The coding region runs from base 34 to 1737 and encodes 567 amino acids. Gene Ontology annotation, biological process: transmembrane transport. Gene Ontology annotation, cellular component: membrane. The record is from RefSeq and is a predicted model, not a curated record.
UGCAGAACAUAGGUCAGAUCAACAGACUUCAGCAUGACAGAGAGAGCCUGGUGCUGUUCCCUAAGAAUAGUUCGGAAGAGGCUUCCCAUAUUGGGAUGGCUUCCCCACUACUCUCUGAAGUGGUUACAACUGGACAGCAUUGCUGGGUUCACUGUGGGGCUUACUGUUGUACCCCAGGCUCUGGCCUAUGCUGAGGUGGCUGGAUUGCCCGUCCAGCAUGGUCUCUACUCCUCCUUUAUGGGAUGUUUUGUGUAUUUUUUCCUGGGCACCUCCCGGGAUGUGACACUGGGCCCUACAGCCAUCAUGUCUUUGCUGGUUUCCUUCUACGCCUUACACCAGCCUGCCUAUGCUGUGCUCCUAGCUUUCCUCUCUGGCUGUAUCCAGUUAGCCAUGGGGAUCCUGCAUUUGGGGUUCCUGUUGGAUUUCAUUUCCCUUCCUGUUAUUAAAGGUUUCACAUCUGCUGCUUCCAUCACCAUUGGGUUUGGCCAGAUCAAGAACCUCUUGGGUCUACAGGACAUUCCUCAGCAGUUUUUCCUUCAGGUGUAUUACACUUUCCUCAGAAUUGGGCAGACCAGGGUAGGAGAUGCUGUCUUAGGGCUGGUCUGCAUAGUGCUCCUGCUGUUGCUGAAGAUGAUGAGGGAGCAGAUGCCACCCCUCCAUCAGCAGGUGCCUCCUUGUGUCCGGCUCAGCCGCCUGAUAGUCUGGGCCAUUGCAACAGCCCGCAAUGCUUUAGUGAUACUAUUUGCUGGUUUGAUUGCCUACUCCUUCCAGGUGAUGGGAUCUCAGCCAUUCCUUCUGACUGGGAAAACAGCAGAAGGUCUUCCUCCCUUCCAGCUUCCUCCUUUCUCUCUGGUCACCCCCAAUGGGACUGUGCCUUUUAACCAAAUGGUACAGGAUAUGGGUGCUGGGCUGGCUGUGGUGCCCUUAAUGGCACUGUUGGAAAGUAUCACUAUUGCCAAAACCUUUGCAUCUCAAAACAAUUAUCACAUUGAUUCCAACCAAGAGCUGCUGGCUAUUGGUAUUACCAAUUUACUGGGUUCCUUUGUUUCUUCCUACCCCGUCACUGGAAGCUUUGGACGGACAGCAGUGAAUGCCCAGACAGGGGUAUGUACUCCAGCAGGAGGACUAGUGACAGGAAUUCUGGUAAUAUUAUCUCUCGCCUACUUGACUCCACUUUUCUACUAUAUUCCCAAGGCUGCUCUGGCAGCUGUCAUCAUCAUGGCUGUUGCCCCUCUAUUUGAUGCUAAAAUCUUCUGGAAGGUCUGGCAUGUAAAAAGACUGGAUAUGGUACCAUUGUGUAUAACUUUCUUACUCUGUUUUUGGGAAGUGCAGUAUGGCAUCUUGGCUGGGACCCUGGUAUCUGGAAUGAUUCUACUUUACCAUGUAGCCAGACCCCAAAUUCAGCAGGUAUCAAAAAACUCAGUGCUUAUCUUGCAGCCCAUUAGUGGCCUUCACUUUCCAGCAGUUGAAGCUCUUCAGGAGACUCUAUUUAGCCAGGCUCUUGCAGCAUCACUCCCAUGUUGUACCAUCUUGGACUGUAUCCAUGUCAGCAGCAUUGAUUAUACAGUGAUGACAGGACUUGGGGAAUUGCUAGCAGAAUUUCGAAAUCAUGGAGUUUCCUUGGUUUUUGCCAGGUUACAGGCUCCUGUUCUUUCUGAUCUUCUGAAUGCUGACCUGAAGGGAUUCCAAUAUUUCUCCACCCUUGAAGAAGCAGAGAAUUACCUGAAUGAAGAGUAAAGUUUCUAGACCUAUGAUAUCAAUGAAGAUUCCACCAGAACCCAGAUUUAUCCCAUUCAUGCCACCAAUUGGCAUUAUUCUAUAGCAAGAGAUGGUGAAAAGGUCUCUUCAUCAGCAUAUACCAUUGAUCCUGUCACUGUGGAUUUCCCUUAUGAUGCUUCUUUUGGGCAGUCGUACCCACAGAAAACUCCCGCAGGAGAUACUAUGGAAAAAUGAUGGAAGGAAAACAUAUUCAUCUUAAAAUGAAUUCAGAUCUUUAGGGAACAAUGAUUUGGCGCAUCUGACACAGAUGAAUGACAAUUUCUAGCAUUCUCAGAGAAUUGCUCUUCUAAUUGAAAAUGAUUUCUAUUUCUCCUCUCACUUCCUUCCCCUACUCCUUUACUCCUGGUCUAUAUUUAGACUUUGGACCUACCUUCCUAUCAGUUUUUAAGCAAUACAAGGGCCUUCCCUUGAGCUUUGCCAUCAGAGUUGAGCCAUGUAAAUACAAAGAGAACCCUUGAGCUGGACCUUUGAUUGGAUUUUGGACUUUGGAAGCGCCAUAAAAAAGAAAAAGGGCACGGUAGGGAAGGUAAGAGGAGACUCUAUUAAGUGUGAUUUCUUAGUGUAGAGAGAGGACAAUAAUUCUUGGAUUUUCCUGGAUAUUGGAUAAUAUCAAAACUGGAAAGGACCUAAGCAGAUAUCUAGUCAAGCCCCCUCACUUCACAGGUGAGGAAGUAGAAGACCAGAAAAGUUAAGUAUGGUAAAUACCAUAUGAGCUUGGACAGUAAAUAUCAGAGCUGGGAUUAGAACUCAGGUUGUGACACAGUGGAUAGAAUUCCCUGACCCAGAAUCAGAAAGGCUCAUCUUUCUGAGUUCCAAUCUGACCCCAGACACAUAUUAGCUGUGUGAUCCUGGUCAAGUCACUUAAUCCUGCCUGCCUCGGUUUCCUCAUCUGUAAAGUGAGUUAGAGAAGGAAAUGGCAAACCACUCCAAUAUCUCUGUUGAGAAAACCCCAAAUGAAUCAUGAGGAGCCAGACAUGACUAAAACAGUUGAACAAUAAUGGUCUUUUACUCAAAGAUCUGUGCUCCUACAUCUGUACUGUGCAGCCUUCCAUAAUUAACUGCUAAUUUCUUUUUCUUUCCUUUUGCCUUCUGUUAGCUUGACUCAGACCAACAUGCUUCUAGUUUAAGUUCUGUAAGUCAUUUCACAGUUAACAAGAGGUUUAUUGAGAUCUAACAUUGGAUAUUCAACAAGCAUUUUGCAUUAGUAAAUGUGAUUUCUCUCUCCACCCUUCACCCUCACCCCAGUUUCUGUGUGGGAAAUACUGUGUGGUCAGCUGAUGGACUUCAGACAUCUGCCUUGACUUCUCUUGGAUGAGCUGUUUUAUGCUUCUAGGUGAUAGAGACUACCAUGUGUUAUGGGCCAGAACUCCGAACUUGAUACAAAGGAUUGAAACCAGGUGCUAAGUCAGUGGAAUUGAUAAGAGACAAUAAUUAUUUAGCAGGUAUUUAACAGUUCUCUACAUGUUCUUAGUACUUCAAUACAUGUACUUACUAUAGUUAUACAAGAUUAACACUUUUGAUAAGAGACCAUAGAAGCUCCAACAAAUUCAGCCAGAAUCAGAACUAGGGAAGACAGAGAAGUGGUGGCAGAUUCUCCUCCUUUGUUUCUCCACUGAAACCAAGAUCCGGAAGGCCACGAGAAAAACUAGCUGAACCCCAAGUGAAGGAGACAAGACUUGGAAAGAGACAAUAAAGGAUUUGGACUUUAACUGCUGGCUGCACUUAACAACUACUGAACUGAAACGAAGGCUGCCUCCAGAGACCCCAAGAAAACCCCAACAAGAGAAUAUUACAUUUUAGAGAAGAAUAUUACAACCGGGAAGAUGCUCAAGGAAGGCACAGUUUGAGUUUUGCCCUAACCCAAGUCCUGGCUAUUUAGUCUUUUAUGGAAAAGCUGACCCUAACCAUGUUGGGGAAUGAGGAAUCCUUGUAGAUACCAGUCCUUUGGACUGAAGCACCUUCUAUCUUACUAUUUCUCAUUGUCAAGGGCUAUUCCUAAUCUUUUAAUCCACUUCCCACUCCCAGAGUUGGACAUUCCAUUCUCACCAGCAAACUCCCAUUGUUUCUCAUCCCCCUACUCCCUCAUCCUGUCUUGGCAGGAGGAAUCUCUGUAACAGAGAAACAGUGUAUCAGAACACUGGACCAGAAAUCAAGAAGCACUAGAUUCAAAAAUAGCCUCAGACACUAUCUGUGAUGCUGGACAAGUCACUUAACCUCUACCUCAGUUUUCUCACCUGUAAAAUGGGGAUUCCUACCUCCUAGGGUUGUUGUGAAGAAAAAAAAUGAGAUAAUGAAAAAAAUAAUAAAAAGCAUUUUGCAAACUUUAAAACUCUAUAUAAA